Messenger RNA from Lecanosticta acicola, 1032 nucleotides. NCBI's taxonomy places the organism in Eukaryota, Fungi, Ascomycota, Dothideomycetes, Mycosphaerellales, Mycosphaerellaceae. The record is from the annotation of a GenBank genome assembly.
AUGGAAGACGAAUAUAUGGAAGACGUCGACCAAGAGGAGGAAGAGGAGGAAUAUGAUGAGAACGCUGACGAGGACUUCAGUCCGGACAAGGCGGACAAGGAUGGAGAAGGUGCAUCUUCUUCAGAAGACGAAGAGGCAGGAGAAACGCCAGCGGCGACCAGUAAGAAGCCCCGAAAGCGAAAAUCGGAGGUCGCAGAUGAAAACCUCGAUUCCGGCGACGAGGCCACGAUCAAAGAGCGCAAAAGCAAGAAACGGCGGAAAGAUGCUCGAGAAGAUGAUGAGAGUGGAGGCGAAGGAGGCUUUGUCCGUACACGAGCGCAAAGAGUGGCGGAGAAGGAAGAGCGCAAGCACCGAAAGCGAGCCCGUGAUGGCGAGGUCACAAUCGAUGUAGACCAAGUCUGGGCUGAACUGAGCAGCGUACCGGUCGGAAAGAUUGCUCCUGCGCUCUUGCACCCGGUUCAAGUCGUGAGCGAUGGCACCAUGGACGUGGAUGGCGAGAAUAAGGAGAACGCCCCGAUUUCAUCGACCGCAGCGGACGAAUUGAUCACAAUCAAACGGCGCAUCGAAUAUGCAGGAGAGACAACGGAAGUGGAAGAGCAAGUUCCGCGCAGCUCGAAGGAAGCACAAAGCUUCCUGAUAGAGCAUCCCGAGGCAGACCCGAACUACAAAUCGAACAAUGCCAACGCACUAGGGCUCUCGCGGCCAUUCAAACGCCCUUCUAUGUUUGAACCAAACCCGACAGGCUUUGUCAAGGGUGUUGCGCCGGAGAAGCUACGUCUACGGGCACCAACCAGGAUGGAUGUCCUCAUGACUCAAAAGAGGGAGGAAGAGAAGAAGAAAGCGCAAAAGAUGACCACGGUCGAGAAGAGUCGCGUGGACUGGAAGGGCUUCGUUGACAAGGAAGAAGGCCUGAAAGACCAACUGAAUGAGUAUGGCAGAGGUAGAGGCAACUACCUGGACAGAGAAGGCUUUUUGGGUCGGGCGCAGGCAGCGCGAGAACAAGCCGCAAGAGAUGCCCGGAUGAAGCUGUAG